UGGAAAAAUUGCUUAGCGCCAAAUAUAUUAUUCCACAUUUAUUUUUAUCGGCGUGCAUGUGUGCGUUGCGCUUGUGCGGCAGCAAUAACAAAUAAAUUCAUUUGACCACAAUAGACAAAUUUGCUGUCUGAUAACUUCAUCGCGUGUGCCAAGACUUGUGCGGUGCAGAAUAAAGACUGUAAUACACACAUACAUAUGUACAUAUGUUAUUUGUAAAAGAGUUCGUUCAACUUAGAUGAUGAAAAUGUUGCAAGUUAACAUAUUUGUUGCAAGCUUAUGCUGUCUAGCAUUUUUCAACAAUUUCGCACAAUGUGAAACUGAUGUGAACAGCAGUAAGAGAGAUGAAAUCACAAAACCGACUCAACCAUCGGGAUAUGUACUGCAGAAUUGGUUUACUAAAGACAAAAGUAAAUUGCGAUUAAGAAGCAAUUCUAAGGAGACGAAAAACAAUGGAUUAGCUCGUCUUUAUGGACAUCAAUCGAUGGAGCGACGUUUUAACGCCGAUACUGUUAUAUCACAUGACUCGGAUACUUCCAAAACGUUGCCCAAAAACUCGCAUACAUUAAACAAGAAGAUGCUGAAAAAACUUGGUUUUACCAAAGUGAAAGCCCCCAACAGCCACCAUAGAAAGCGUCUAGCUGUGGAAUCAAGACGACACUCGUCUCCAGAUGAUUCGCAUAUGUUCAUUAUAAAACUGCCACCGAAUUUUGUUUAUUACACAAAUCCAAAAGGCGAAGCCAAUAGCAUAACUGACAACUCACAAAAAACGAAUGUGUCGACCUUUCCGUUUAACUCUAAUGGCAAACCGGGACGUAUCUACCACUGGAACCUACCAGUAUUACAGAAGAUUAUCGGAAACAAACAACCACUACCACUCACUGAUGUCAACGGCAAAAAAUAUGUUAUCAACUUCAAGAGAUUUUCACAUUUUCAAAAGCCCUGGGAAAAUGAGAGCAUUGAAAAAUCGUAUAAAUCGAAUUAUAAAAAGUCUCUGAAGCAUAAAUCACCCUCAUAUUAUGCGCCCACUGCAGCAGUUAAGAAAAAUAGUUUUAAUCGGUAUUUUUCGGGCAACGGAAAGCCGAAGGGUUUCUAUGUUAUAAAGGAAAACCAACAUAGAGCUAUAAAUUAUAAGAAUAUAGUGUUAUAAAGACAAUAAUAUUUUUGUUAUUUUAAUUUUGUAUUUGAACCAAACUGCAAUAUUUGAGGAAUAAUGGUUCAACUAUAUAUAACACCCUGGUCCCAAAGGCAUAUGUACACAUUCAUAUGCAUAUUUGAAGCGUUAUACGGAUAAACUACGAAUAAGAUAGCAACAACAAUAAGUUAAAAAUUAAGUAAUGCACAAAAAGUUCCAUAUCGAAUUUAUUGAACUGUAUUAGAUAAGGAAUUCGGUGGCGGUAUUUCUUUCCCAAACAUAAUGGAAAAUCUCUUUGCUCCUUAAAUAGUUUUAGAAGCCUCUACUUUAGAUUUAUUUUCCUAAAUAUCAAAAGAGACUGACUAAUUAACUACACUGGAGAACUUCUUAAAGAACUGGUAAUUACUAUUUUAUUCUUACUUGGUAAAUGGUAUAUUAAACUUCUAGUUAAAAAUAAAAUUUUAAAAUUCGUUAUUUUAUUAAGCAGACGCUGUAUGCAACUUAAUACAAAUAAAUGUACACAGUUCCAAAAAACAACUAAACUAUGGUAAGUUUUUUGCUAUCGAAAUUUGUUUCUGUUUUUAAAACACAUAUACUUUACAAGUAUUGAAACUAUUAGGCAUACUAUUUAGAAAUUUAUAUUACAUAAAUAAAUAUGUAAGUUGCUUAUUGCACAUAUGCUUGAAAGCAAAAUGUUAUACGAGUAAUAGGAGCUUAAAUAAUAAAAUUUUACUCACAACAAAUUUAAUAAGAAUAUAUAAAACAUUACACCUUACACAGGCAAGGUCAUUUUUGGCAUACAAUCUACAUAAUUUCAUAACCAACGGUAACCAGUCCUACGAAGUAAACAGGUUACUUAUCAUACAUACCAUAUGACAUAAUAACUGUAAUUUUCACAAUGUCUGACUAAUAUAUUGCACUUAAUGCUUGACCAGGUAUUGUCUUAAUGAACCAACAUUAGACUAUUUGGACAACUAAAGUACAUCUGAAUAUUUAGCUCAUAAGCUCAAGAAAAUAUUUUUGUACUUUUAAUUAUAAAACAUAUGGUUAAAGCAGGUAUUACACAACUAGAUAAGUCUAUACGAUGUCAAU
Messenger RNA from Bactrocera tryoni, 2224 nucleotides. RefSeq lists its product as uncharacterized. Lineage: Eukaryota; Metazoa; Arthropoda; Insecta; Diptera; Tephritidae. The record is from RefSeq and is a predicted model, not a curated record. Bases 236 to 1147 code for a protein of 303 amino acids. The transcript has 4 exons.